AUGUCGCGGAGCUCGCAGGGCGGGCGGACCGGCCGGUCCCCGCUGCCCCGCGGGGCCAGCCCCGCGUCCGCCGCCGCCGCCCCGCUGCCGCCGCCCCCGCUGCCCCUGCAGCCGCCCUUCGGCCCCGCCGGGGGCAGCCCCGGCCCCAGCGGGCCGGCCGAGCUCAAGCCGGUCCGGCGGUUCAUUCCGGACUCGUGGAAGAACUUCUUCAAAGGGAGACGCCACCCCGGCUCCAGCUGGGACAGCACGGCCUCCGACAUCAGGUACAUCUCGGACGGGGUCGAGUGCUCGCCGCCGGCCACUCCCGCCCCUCCGCAGCCGGGGGCGAAAGGGGUGCCCGGCUCCUACAGGGACCAUUACGGGGGAUCGGGCGGGAGCUACAACUCUCGGAAGGAGGCCGAGGCCAUGCUGCCCUCCGAUGACCCCUUGGGCUCGCUGGAGCGCCGCGCCGGCACCGGGCAGACGUACAGCGAGCGGGUGGAGGAGUACCACCAGCGGUACGCCUACAUGAAGUCCUGGGCAGGGCUGCUCAGGAUCCUCGGCGUGGCCGAGCUGCUGCUGGGCGCCGCCGUCUUCGCCUGUGUUACCGCCUACGUGCACAAGGACAACGAGUGGUACAACAUGUUCGGGUACUCGCAGCCCUACGGAUACGGGGCGGGCAGCGCCUACAGCGGAUACUCCUACAGCGGACCCAAAACGCCUUUCGUUCUGGUGGUGGCGGGAAUGGCGUGGAUUGUCACGAUAGUGCUGCUGGUGCUGGGCAUGUCCAUGUACUACCGGACUAUCCUCCUUGAUUCCAACUGGUGGCCUCUGACCGAGUUCGGGAUCAAUGUGGCCUUGUUCUUUCUCUACAUGUCGGCUGCCAUAGUGUACGUAAACGACACCAACCGAGGUGGGCUCUGCUAUUACCAGUUGUUUAAGACGCCGAUAAACGCAUCUUUCUGCCGUGUGGAAGGAGGUCAGACUGCAGCAAUCAUCUUCCUGUUUGUCACGGUGAUCAUCUAUCUAAUUAGCGCAGUGGUUUCUCUAAAGUUAUGGAGGCACGAAGCGGCUAGGAGGCACAGGGAAUUAAUGGAACAGGAGAUGAAAACACAGUCCUCUUUUCCAGAAAAGAAGUAUGAAGAUGAUGACAGCCCAAGAGAAGAAGUCGGUUACAGGCAGCUCAAGUCAGUGGAAAGAAAACCAGAACUCCUUAAUGGUCAUAUACCUGCAGGCCACAUUCCUAAACCUAUAGUGAUGCCAGACUACUUAGCGAAAUACCCAGUAAUUCAAACAAAUGAAAUGAGAGAUCGGUACAAAGCAGUGUUCAAUGAUCAGUUUGCUGAGUAUAAAGAACUGUCUGUGGAAGUUCACGCUGUAUUAAAAAAGUUUGAUGAGCUGGAUGCGUUGCUGAAACAGCUCCCCCACCAUCCUGAAAGCAUAUAUGAACAGGAAAGGAUAUCAAAAGUUCUGCAGGAAUACAAGAAGAAAAAAAAUGAUCCUGCAUUUCUGGAGAAAAAGGAGCGUUGUGAAUAUCUAAAGAAUAAGCUUUCUCACAUAAAACAACGAAUUCAGGACUAUGAUAAAGUUAUGAACUGGAAUGUAGAAACUUAGCUAUGCCUUCAUGGAUACUAUUUUCUGUUUUUAAAAUUGUUAUCCAUAUUUUAACCUAUUUAUUUACUCCCACAACAGUACACCUACGGGGAUUAGUUAAUCAUUCUGUCACUUACUUAGAUGUUGUACAUUACUGGUAGGUUUUGUAUGAAGAUCCAAUUUUAAAUCAAUGUAAUUGAAGUUAUCAGAUAACUUAAGAAAACCUCUGCUAACAUUUCUGCUUUCAUUAGUGGAAAUCCUGGCCUCUUAAUAUGGAUGCUUUAUUUGAAAAUACUGUAUUUGCAAACUUGCCAAGUACACCAGAGAAAGCAGUUCUAAAUACCGUGUGGAAAUUUUGCAUAGAAAUGCUGUUAACAAUUUCAGAUUCUAUUUAGAAGUGACAUUUAAUGAUAUCAGGAAGACUUGAGCUAUUCUUUCUGUCUGGAUUUUGAUGGAGUGUUUAAUCAUACUGAAUAAUUCUGGCCAUUCAGAAGCUAGUUUAAUAAGAAUUUUUGUAUUGUAUUUCCAAAUGCUGUGCUGUGUGCCAGAAAUUGUGUUGAAUUUCACCCAAGAGAUGAAAAAUAAUUUCCUAUUUAAGCAACGGGGGGAGGGGUACUUGGGUUUGUUUUUUUUUAUUCCCCUCUUUAGAGAUAAUGCCACAAAUUUAUACAUGGCCUUAAAGGAAUAGAGGUACAGGAUGAGAGUCACAUUAAUGUUCCAUUAGUGUUGCUGUAGGUCAUUAUGCUCUGCGUGCCUUUUCUGGGUCAUGCAAGGAUGAGUACAGGUGUUUAAAGGCAAAACACUUUAUUCUUCAUUAGCAAGUAACAGGACAUCCUGUCUAGGCAGCAGAUGUCCGUGAACUUGGCAUUCAGAGAGUUACGCCAAAUUAAUUAAUUCAAAGAAUAAACUGUUAGUAUCAUUUUUAAGGCCAGAUAAAAUGUAUUAACAAACAUUCUUUGCAGAGCAUAUUGGCAUAAAUUCAAUAUAUAUUUUUAUAUUUUCUUGGGGAUAUUAUCAUGGGGAUAGGUUUGUAUGUGCAGAUGUUUUCAUAAGCCAGUAAACUUUGUAUCCUUUUUCACAUCUUUGUUAAUUAUUUUUAUGUACUAAAAUUGUUAGAAGCAUUGGUAGUUUCUUUGUACAGUUUUUUACAACCUGAAUUUGUCUGUUCUGAAAUAUAUUUUAAUAUAAAAAAACCAUCCA
This is a messenger RNA of Empidonax traillii (willow flycatcher), 2772 nucleotides long. It is a transcript of the gene MARVELD2, whose product is annotated as MARVEL domain containing 2. Gene Ontology annotation, biological process: bicellular tight junction assembly. Gene Ontology annotation, cellular component: apical plasma membrane; cytoplasmic vesicle; bicellular tight junction. The transcript has 6 exons. The coding region runs from base 1 to 1593 and encodes 530 amino acids. The record is from RefSeq and is a predicted model, not a curated record. Lineage: Eukaryota; Metazoa; Chordata; Aves; Passeriformes; Tyrannidae.